CGCAGUGUUAGUUGGUCUCACUGUGCUGUAGCAGUUUGCAGCGUUAUCCCUGGAACAUGAGCAACAUGUUUGCUUUUUUCACGGUAACACUAACCCUGUUUACUGUCGAGGUGUUUGGCCUGCCGUACAGUUAUUCUCAGUCAAGAAAACAACAUGGAUUCAAGACGGAGCCGCAGUUCACAGAGAAGUACUUCAGCCAGACUGUGGAUCACUUCAACUUUAACAGCAUGGGGAAUGGAACAUUUAAUCAGCGUUACCUGAUCACAGAUAAGUACUGGAAGAAAGGCUAUGGUCCUGUUUUCUUCUACACUGGCAAUGAGGGAGACGUCUGGGAGUUUGCACUCAACUCUGGCUUCAUCACAGAGUUGGCUGCUCAGCAGAGCGCCUUGGUCAUAUUUGCUGAACAUAGGUACUAUGGCAAAUCUCUGCCGUUCGGCAAAGACUCCUUCAGCAUCCCUCAGAUCGGCCUACUGACAGUGGAGCAAGCCCUCGCUGACUAUGCUGUCAUGAUCACUGAUCUGAAACAGCAGCUGGCAGCAACAGACUGUCCCGUCAUCGUGUUUGGUGGCAGUUAUGGUGGAAUGCUGUCAGUCUACAUGAGACUCAAGUAUCCAAAUAUUGUGGCCGGAGCUCUGGCUGCCAGCGCGCCCAUACUGUCCACUGCUGGGCUGGGAGACUCGAGGCAGUUUUUCAGAGACGUCACAGCUGAUUUUGAAAGUGUUGCCACUGAAUGCAGAGAAGCUGUGAGAGGAGCGUUCCAUCAGCUGAAAGAAAUGGCAGAACAACAAGAUUACAGUCGCAUCCAGUCAGAGUUCUCCCUGUGUAAGGCUCCAUCAUCUGCUCAGGACAUCCACCAGCUCAAUGGCCUGCUGAGGAAUGCCUUCACUUUGAUCGCCAUGCUGGAUUAUCCAUACAGCACUCACUUCAUGGGCAACAUGCCCGCUAACCCUGUCAAGGUGGCCUGUGAAACUAUGUUGAGUGGACCAGACCUGCUCACCAACCUCAGGGACACUGCAGGGAUUCUGUACAAUGCUACUGGGAUUCUGACCUGUUUUGACCUGUACAGUCUGUAUUUGGAGUGUGCUGAUCCCACUGGCUGUGGACUGGGUUUCGACAGCAUGGCCUGGGACUAUCAGGCGUGCACAGAGAUCAAUCUGUGCUAUGAGAGCAACAAUGUGACGGACAUGUUUCCUCCCAUGGCCUUCACUCAGAGAGACCGCGAGCUUUACUGCUCCAAACGCUGGGCUGUAGUUCCACGACCAGAUUGGCUUAAAACCCAGUACUGGGGCGACGCCCUCUCUACAGCCAGCAACAUUAUUUUCUCCAAUGGAGAUCUGGACCCAUGGGCAAAUGGAGGGGUGCGCAAAUCCUUGAGCUCAUCGUUGAUAGCUAUCAACAUCUCUGGUGGAGCCCAUCAUCUGGAUCUGAGAGGAUCUAAUGAUGCUGAUCCAGUGUCAGUCAUCACUGCCAGGAAGACAGAGGCUGACCUCAUCGCACAGUGGGUGAAGAUGGAGCGGACCAGAUUAAGACGGACACCUUAAAGCACCAGUUCAGAGUGUGUGUCAGGACUGGAAUGAUGUUGAACUGUUAUUUUCUGUGAAAUCAUGAGGGAUAUCAAAGACCACUGUAGCAUAAUUCAGAUCAUUUCAGUCAGUGACUCCACAUUAUGAUCCAACUCCAUAUUGCAUUUUAACUGUAAUCAGUUGGUAUGUAAUAUCUCAUGUUCACUCCCUGCAGAGGAGCUGAAACUGAGUGAAUUUAAAGGGAUAGUUUGGAUUUUUUGAAGGGGGGUUGUAUGAGGUACUAAUCCAUACUCAGUGUAUUACCUACAGCAGAUGGUGGUCAGGGCGCCCCGACGUUUGGAGAAGCAGACAGGAGUCCUGACACAGAAGCUCAGCAAUGUACUGCUGUGGACAGGGGUUGGCAGCAAAAUGUAUUUUAGCCACCUAAUAAAAGUCUACAUUAGUCUAAGUGGACACUUAAUUGACAAUAUUUUUGCAGCUUAAUUGGCUAUCAGAGAGCCCUUUCCUUUGGCACUACGUUUUUUCAACUAGAAUUUAUGUAUGGUGAAAUACAAACAAAACGAGCAUCAUAUGGACUGUAUUAAUAAUAAAUACUCCACAAUAAUACUAAUAACUAACACCAAUUCAUCAGUCAAUGAGAAUGUGUGUGUGUGUGUGUGUGUGUGUGUGUGUGAGGGGGCAUAAGCACAUACAGUGAGCAGCAGCAGCCCACCGUCUGACAUUGCACGCCAUGAGGACGGAAACAGAGGGCUGGGCAGGGAUGGAGCACCUGCUGCAGCAAGGGAACACAUUGUCUGUGGUCAUUUUGACUUGACCAGAGGACUUCACUACAAGCUGGUUGGUUGUAGAAACUGGUGACGUGCGGAACUUACGUUCUAAACCCAGCCGCCGGUGAUUUGAUCAGCUGAGUUGCAGGUGACAUCAUCAUCUGACAUAAGUCAAGCUCAGACCAGCAAGUUCACACUGCUGCAACUUUUCUCUGCAACAUUCUUAAACAGUUUUGUCUCAUUGCGAAUCUUUGGUCUGAUCUGGGCUCUACCCUGCUGCAGGUCAGCUGUUCGGUCCGACUUUAAGUGGUUCGUUGAAGAGACAGCAAAAAUAUGUAGAUAAAAAAUUUACUAUGACAGUAGGACAAAAUGCAGUUCAUUAUGGAGACAAAAGGAUACCUUUAUUAACAAGAGUGUAGAAAGAAGAACUUUUGCAGAGGGAGACUGAUGAGGCCUAAAGAAAGAAGUUCUACAGUUGGGAAAGGAGAGGGUGAUUGGAUGGCAAGGUACAGCUUUUUUUUUUGUUUUGUUUUUUUUUUUUUUUAAAGGUGGCUAAAAUAUGCUUUGCUGCUAACUAUCAUCCACAACAGUGCUUUGCUUAGUUUCUGCCUGCUUUUACAAAUAGGGGGCGUGCCAACUGCCAUCUACUGUAGGUAAUAAACUGACUUUGUAUAAGUACCACAUACAAGCCCACUUGAAGAGACCUGAACUCUCCCUUUAAUGUCAGUCUACAUAAUAAAUUUACUCAAUAUGAGUGUACUGUCACUGGACAGUAUUGAUUAAAGCUACUCAUGGAGAGUGGUAAAAAAAGGACAUUUUGCUUGCUUUUCAUCAGGUUUCCAAAUGCUACAAUGACAACAGCAUUACAGAGUUGCAGUUUGGCAUUUAAGAAAUAUGUGCAUAAUGAUAGCCAGUAUGUAUAUAACAGCUGAGAAGCUGAAACCAAUAAAUCUUCACCUUGACCUAACAGACUGUACGAUUGUCAGAAUGGUUGUCGCUGAAUUACAUUAAUUUACAAUGUGACAUGUCAGGUGUGGCUGAUCAUGUGAUUUAUUUGAACUCUGCUCUGUGCUCCUUGUGAGGGAUUCAGCACCUCGUUUAGAAAUUGAAAGGAGACAGUGGCUCUACUGACCUUGCUGUGUUCUGUUACUGUAUGUGUUUUUUAGGACAGCAAGAAAACCCGUAAACCAGAGAUACCACCAUGCCUUGAUCAGUGAAGACCUGCUUUGUUUUAAUGAGUCAAUGAUUGACACAAAUUUUCUGUUUCUGUUCAAUAAAAUCUUUAAUUUCUGCAUUUUUACAAAAUUAAA
Epinephelus fuscoguttatus (brown-marbled grouper) is the source of this 3600-nucleotide messenger RNA. It is a transcript of the gene dpp7, whose product is annotated as dipeptidyl-peptidase 7. Gene Ontology annotation, cellular component: vesicle. Bases 57 to 1541 code for a protein of 494 amino acids. Gene Ontology annotation, molecular function: serine-type exopeptidase activity; dipeptidyl-peptidase activity. NCBI's taxonomy places the organism in Eukaryota, Metazoa, Chordata, Actinopteri, Perciformes, Serranidae. The record is from RefSeq and is a predicted model, not a curated record. Gene Ontology annotation, biological process: proteolysis. The transcript is spliced from 13 exons.